CUGUUCUCGUACUACAACGGAAGAACAUGGCCGACAGACAACUCUUUUUGUUUGGUUUCGAAUAUUAGUUUCCGUGGUGGCUCUGUUUGUUAGAAUUUUACCAUUGGCUUUGACCUGUUUGGUUUACUAUGUCUUCUAUGCAAGAAAAAAUUGAAAGCAAGUUGAAACAAGCUUUGGACACAACGCAUCUGGAAGUUGUUGAUGCGUCAGAUGGCUGUGGGGCCAAGUUUCAGGUACUUGUAGUGUCACCACAAUUUGAGGGAAAACCACUGCUGCAAAGACAUAGGUUAGUUAAUUCCACAUUGGAAGAGGAAAUGAAGAGCAUACAUGCUUUCCAGAUGAAGACUUUAACACCCCAACAGUGGCAACAGCAGCAAACAAACUGAAAUGUUGUUUCCACAUAAAAAAAUUUGAUUUCAUAUAAAUAAAAAUAUAAUGUGGUGGAAAUGUAUUUUGUGCAAGCCACUACCGGUAUGUUAAAAAAAACACCUUCAUGUUAAAUGUUUAUUACAAGCAAAUUAUUAAUGGUGCUCGAUUUGGAUUAUAUAUAAUAUAAAACAUAGGAUGACAAUUUGCAAACACCACUUUUGAAAUCAUAUGAUACAGUCCUCGAAAUUCGCAGCGGCAAUCGGCAAUUCCAACGCAAAAUUGAUUUGCAACAGCAUAUCAUUGCCGUCGCAAAUCUGAGUGGUGAAAAGUCUGUAGGCAUUUUUCCCUGAACUCUGUCCAAUUACAGAUCCCAGAAAAAAGCAUUUAUAAUCUAGUGUGGCCCAAUGUUUCCUCAAUUAAUAUAAAUCUGUUUAUUCCGGUAGAGAAGUGCACUAAAGUAAAGAUGAGAUGUCAUCUUUUAGCAUAUUAUUACUACAGUGGAUCAUAGAUGAAUAAUUUUGACAGCAGUAAUCUUUUCUUUAAAAUUGCUGCCGUAGUGCUGUUGCAAAAUGUAUUGUCCGAAUUUCAAGGGCUGUAUGAUAGGAUAUCAAGUAGAAUUUAAUCUUGCUUUCAUCAGGCGUGCGCUACAACAGCUUGCUCUGAAUGUGCACGUAAAGCCCUAUGACCUGACCUGCCUUCAUCAAUAAUGUAGAGAAUAUUAAAUGUAAUUUCUAUUUGGAAACAAAUAGGACUGCUGGGUCUGCUUUCUUGUUUAGUCUCUUUUGAAGGGUUAUGUAGAGUUGAUUGUUAAAUAUACAGAAUCUUAUAUUGAGCGUAUUCAGGUACAAGAAUCUUAUAUUGAGUGUAUUCAGGUACAGAAUCUUAUAUUGAGCGUAUUCAGGUACAGAAUCUUAUAUUGAGCGUAUGCAGGUAGCUUCAAAUAAGUGCAUAUUCGUAUUGAAACAAAAUCAAUAAUUUUUAAGGUUUAGUGUUGCAUGUGACAGCAGUUUGCUUUUUAAUGUAUCAUUCAUCUUAAACAGAAUAAAUGAUGAGCAUUCAUGCAAAUCCAUUUGUGAAUAAACUGCUAGCUGUUUUGUGGUUAGAAAAAUUUGCCGAUAAGAAAAAAAUAAAAUUACAUAUUAA
Messenger RNA from Gigantopelta aegis, 1512 nucleotides. RefSeq names its product protein BOLA2-like. Gene Ontology annotation, cellular component: nucleus; cytosol. Gene Ontology annotation, biological process: intracellular iron ion homeostasis. Gene Ontology annotation, molecular function: 2 iron, 2 sulfur cluster binding. Lineage: Eukaryota; Metazoa; Mollusca; Gastropoda; Neomphalida; Peltospiridae. The coding region runs from base 129 to 386 and encodes 85 amino acids. The transcript is spliced from 3 exons. The record is from RefSeq and is a predicted model, not a curated record.